Molecule: messenger RNA, 1500 nt
Organism: Desarmillaria tabescens
Lineage: Eukaryota; Fungi; Basidiomycota; Agaricomycetes; Agaricales; Physalacriaceae
Exons: 8
Coding region: 78-1313 (411 amino acids)
Biological process (GO): protein transport to vacuole involved in ubiquitin-dependent protein catabolic process via the multivesicular body sorting pathway; Golgi to vacuole transport; Golgi to endosome transport
Cellular component (GO): trans-Golgi network
Molecular function (GO): phosphatidylinositol binding; ubiquitin binding
Source: RefSeq, a predicted model, not a curated record
UAAAGGCUUCGGGAUGACCACGUCCGACGUUUCCGUCAUCUUCUGAUCCUGCGAGAACGCCUCUAUCCAUUUCCUCAAUGCUGUCGAGCCCGACGACGUCCAACUGGCUUCGAGCGUCACCUCUUGAGUCCCUUAUAACGCGCUCCUGCGAUCCCUCAUUACCAGAACCGAACUAUGCUCUCCAUAUCGAGGUUGCCAAUUAUAUCAAUACUAAGAAGGCCAAUACGCCCCGGGAAGCAGCGAUGCUCACAGCGCGCCUCGCGAACAAUCGUAAUCCACAUAUUGCCAUCCUCGCUCUCGCCCUGUUAGAUACCCUGGUACAAUCAUGCGGAUACCCUUUUCACCUCCAAAUAUCCUACCAAGGACGACCGCCUCCGUUCCCUGGUCCGGUCAUGUCUCGGAUUCUCGAGCUCCUGCACUCGUGGAAAGAGGGUAUCUGUGUGGAAUCGAGCUGCAAGGAACUUAUCCGUAGAGGGACGCCUAGAGAUCUCGCUGCUGCUCAGGAGCUCAUGAAAUCUCUCGCGGGGGCAAAUCCUGAUGCUAAACCGGAUUACAAGACACAAGCUUUGACUGAUCUCAAUAAGCUUGAAUCCAAGGUUAUCCUACUGAAUGAGAUGCUUGAUAAUGUGGAUACGGAGAGGGGGGAGAGGAUUGUCUCUGGCGACGUGUACGAGCAAGUAGCUUCGAUACUAACCGCUGCUAGGCCGAAAAUACAGAAAUGGAUAUCGGAUGCAGAGACCCAUGAUCCAGAAUCCUGGAUAAAUGAUCAAAUAAACACCGCACUGGACCGUUAUGAGGCCUACAAAAAGGAGACUACGCCACUGCUGCCAAUCCCAUACCCACCUGAACUAUCUUCUACCCGUAAUGAUCCAUCAAGCAGUAGCGCCCCAACGGCAUCUGGUCCAGAUGACCUUGCUGGGCUCUUCGGUUCCGUCCAACCUCAGCCCCAGCCUCAGCCUUUCGCUCAGCACUUCAAUAAUGGUUCGACGGGGACGGGGAUGGGACAAGGGCUUGGUAUUUCACAUCCUGCAUCUCAACAGAUGUUUGCCUCGCAGCAGUCAUCCUUUAGCCUGCCACAACAGUCGUUUAACCCUCCACAACAAUCAUUCAGCCCACCGCAACAAUCGUUCAGUCCACCACAGCGAGCAUUUGCUCCGAUACAAGGUAGCAUGCAGCAGACACUCCAAGCCUCCCCGUAUCAGCAACAACAAUUCCAGCAGCCAUCACAGCCCCAUCAACCGCAACCGCAGCAGCAGCAGAGCAACCAGACCCAAGGGAAGGAUCCUUUUGAUGAUCUUGUUGGAUUGUUCUAGUUUUUACAUGGUGGUGGGAUAACAGAGCUAUUGAUUACUAUUGUAAUAUUGUUGGUGGUUUUAUUUUACUUAUGGAAAACGCAGUGAAAGUGUACCGGAAUAGAGUAAUAAGAGUGAAACGUACCGGCUAAGUAGUACAAUUUAUCACGCUCUUAUUGCCGGGGGUAUUUAUAUCCUUCCGGAACUC